Glycine soja is the source of this 1236-nucleotide messenger RNA. RefSeq names its product FCS-Like Zinc finger 2-like. The coding region runs from base 233 to 748 and encodes 171 amino acids. Lineage: Eukaryota; Viridiplantae; Streptophyta; Magnoliopsida; Fabales; Fabaceae. The transcript has 2 exons. The record is from RefSeq and is a predicted model, not a curated record.
CCUUGAACCAAACCUGCCGCUGAUUGUUUCUCUCUCUCUCUCUCUCUCUCUCUCUCUCCAGUCUUCCAUUCCAAUUAACAAACCGUUUCUUCCUCCUCCUAACCUCCUUGUAUAUAAAACCAUCUCUUCCCACUUUCUUUUCCACUCCCUCUUCCUCUCUUGCCCCAAACAAACUAAACUAAACUAAACCAUUAACAAACACACCUCAGUAAGAAACCCUAAUUAUAAAUUCAUGUGCUCCUCCGGUUCUACCAGCAGUGCACCAAGACCUUCCUACUUGGAACAAGCCCACGGCUUGGCUUCCUUAAAAGACAUGGAUAGGUGUCAUAACCGUGCCAACAACUUUGUCUCAAGGUCCAUGACCAUGGGUUACGCCACCUCCUACAACAGAACCAGUUUAAGGAACAACAACAACGUUUCGGUUUCUUCACCAAGAUCUGGGAGAUUCUACGACGCCAGAUUCGAAGAUCAACAACACCCCCACUUCCUCUCCGCUUGUUUUCUCUGCAAAAAACCACUCGGGGACAAUAGAGACAUCUUCAUGUAUAGAGGGGACACGCCAUUUUGUAGCGAAGAGUGUAGGCAAGAGCAGAUUGAGAUAGACGAAGCCAAAGAGAAGAAUAGGAACCUUUCUUCAUCGAUGAAGGCUUUGAGGAACAAGGAGCAGAGAAAUAAUAAUAGAUCCACGUCGCCAAACAAGGCGCAACAAGAUUACUCGUUCCGUACGGGGGCAGUUGCGGCGGCGUAGGCGGUACAAGUACAACAUAGGAUUUCUCGAGAUCUCUCGAGGAACCAACAAAUUAACGAACGGAACUGAGGACAGUGUUUCCGGAAAAGGAAAGAAAACAGUUUUAGAAAAGAAGAAAAAAAAAGUGUAACCGAAAAGGAAAGUAACAAAGGGAAGUUAAGUGGCGAGCUUUGGUUUACUUUUUUUUUUCUUUCCACCAACAAAGGGUCUCAAGAGAGAACAGGGAAAUUUUUGUGAAUGUAGCUGUAAAUGGUAUACGUGUGGAAAAGUGUGUGUGCUUACAACAGUGGGUGAUCCUCUCUGCCAAAUGACUCAGAUUUUCGGGUUUGCCUUUUCUUCUUUCUUUCUUUUUUAUGGGAAUCAAAUUUGGUUUUGUUUCCUUUUGUAUAUUACCCUACCUCGUUGAGUUAUAAUGGUUGUGCCAAUAGUUUCAGUUUUUUCAAAACAAGGAAACUGAAUACAAUGGAAAUUUUCUCAACUUCGGCCUU